Molecule: messenger RNA, 2301 nt
Organism: Cynocephalus volans (Philippine flying lemur)
Lineage: Eukaryota; Metazoa; Chordata; Mammalia; Dermoptera; Cynocephalidae
Gene: PTPRG
Product: protein tyrosine phosphatase receptor type G
Exons: 17
Coding region: 1-2010 (669 amino acids)
Biological process (GO): protein dephosphorylation
Molecular function (GO): protein tyrosine phosphatase activity
Source: RefSeq, a predicted model, not a curated record
AUGAGCAGUGACGUGGAUGCUGGAAAGCCGAAGGCCAGCCAGCAUCGAAAAUGUUUUCAGACUGCUCAUUUUUAUGUGGAAGAUAGUAGUUCACCUCGUGUGGUUCCCAAUGAAAGUAUUCCUAUUAUUCCUAUUCCAGAUGACAUGGAAGCCAUUCCCGUCAAACAGUUUGUUAAACACAUUGGUGAGCUCUAUUCUAAUAACCAGCAUGGGUUCUCUGAGGAUUUUGAGGAAGUCCAGCGCUGUACGGCUGAUAUGAACAUCACUGCAGAACAUUCCAAUCAUCCAGAUAACAAGCACAAAAACAGAUACAUCAACAUUUUAGCAUAUGAUCACAGUAGAGUGAAGUUAAGACCUUUACCAGGAAAAGACUCCAAGCACAGUGACUACAUUAAUGCAAACUAUGUCGAUGGUUACAACAAAGCGAAAGCCUACAUCGCCACCCAGGGACCUUUAAAGUCUACAUUUGAAGAUUUCUGGAGGAUGAUUUGGGAACAAAACACUGGAAUCAUUAUCAUGAUUACAAACCUUGUGGAAAAAGGAAGGCGGAAAUGUGAUCAGUAUUGGCCAACAGAAAAUAGUGAGGAGUAUGGAAACAUUAUUGUCACACUGAAGAGCACAAAAGUACAUGCCUGCUAUACCAUUCGUCGUUUUUCAGUUAGAAAUACAAAAGUGAAAAAGGGUCAGAAAGGAAAUCCCAAGGGUCGUCAGAAUGAAAGGGUAGUGAUCCAGUAUCACUACACACAGUGGCCUGAUAUGGGAGUUCCCGAGUAUGCCCUCCCAGUCCUGACUUUCGUGAGGAGAUCCUCAGCAGCCCGGACUCCAGAAAUGGGCCCUGUGUUGGUGCACUGCAGUGCUGGUGUGGGCAGGACAGGCACCUACAUUGUAAUAGACAGCAUGCUACAACAGAUAAAAGACAAAAGCACAGUUAAUGUCCUGGGAUUCCUGAAGCAUAUUAGGACACAGCGAAACUACCUCGUCCAGACUGAGGAGCAGUACAUUUUCAUUCAUGAUGCCUUGUUGGAAGCCAUUCUUGGAAAGGAGACUGAAGUAUCUUCAAAUCAGCUGCACAGCUAUGUUAACAGCAUCCUCAUACCGGGAGUAGGAGGAAAGACUCGACUGGAAAAACAAUUUAAGCUGGUCACACAAUGUAAUGCAAAAUACGUGGAAUGCUUUAGUGCUCAGAAAGAGUGUAACAAAGAAAAGAACAGAAACUCUUCAGUUGUGCCAUCUGAGCGUGCUCGAGUGGGUCUUGCACCGUUGCCUGGAAUGAAGGGAACAGAUUACAUUAAUGCUUCUUAUAUUAUGGGCUAUUAUAGGAGCAAUGAAUUUAUUAUAACCCAGCAUCCUCUGCCACAUACUACGAAAGAUUUCUGGCGAAUGAUAUGGGAUCAUAAUGCACAGAUCAUUGUCAUGCUGCCAGACAACCAGAGCUUGGCAGAAGAUGAGUUUGUGUACUGGCCAAGUCGAGAAGAAUCCAUGAACUGUGAGGCCUUUACUGUCACCCUUAUCAGCAAAGACAGACUGUGCCUCUCUAAUGAAGAACAAAUUAUCAUCCAUGACUUUAUCCUUGAAGCUACACAGGAUGACUAUGUCCUAGAAGUUCGGCACUUUCAGUGUCCCAAAUGGCCUAACCCAGAUGCCCCCAUAAGCAGUACCUUUGAACUUAUCAACGUCAUCAAGGAAGAGGCCUUAACAAGGGAUGGCCCCACCAUUGUUCAUGAUGAGUAUGGGGCAGUUUCAGCAGGAAUGUUAUGUGCCCUUACCACCCUGUCCCAGCAACUCGAGAAUGAAAAUGCUGUGGAUGUUUUCCAGGUUGCAAAAAUGAUCAAUCUUAUGAGGCCUGGAGUAUUCACAGACAUUGAACAAUACCAGUUUGUCUAUAAAGCAAUGCUCAGCUUGGUCAGCACUAAAGAAAAUGGAAAUGGUCCCACGACAGUGGACAAAAAUGGUGCUGUUCUAAUUGCAGAUGAAUCAGACCCUGCCGAGAGUAUGGAGUCUUUAGUGUGACUGGAAUCCUGAAAGGGCACUUAAUUUGUAAACUUCUGAAGACUGAGAACUUUUUUGAGGCCUUUUUUGCCAGACUCUAGGUUAUACAAUAACCCAGUUACUUUUUUACACUGAUAAAAGUUUUGAUAUUUAUUUUUUGCCAUUUUAUGUCUUAAUGGUAUCCUACUGAGCAUUUGCACCUCUGUUCAUUUCACACAGUGAAACGCAAUUUUACCUAGUUUGCACUAUAUGAUCAGUGUUACUGCCUAUAAUCUAAUACUAAAGCAAACCCUGAUAUGACAUUCCAUGACG